This is a messenger RNA of Emericellopsis atlantica, 1506 nucleotides long. Its product is annotated as protein-tyrosine phosphatase-like protein. Gene Ontology annotation, biological process: protein dephosphorylation. Gene Ontology annotation, cellular component: nucleus. The transcript has 3 exons. Bases 156 to 1367 code for a protein of 403 amino acids. Gene Ontology annotation, molecular function: protein tyrosine/serine/threonine phosphatase activity. The record is from RefSeq and is a predicted model, not a curated record. NCBI's taxonomy places the organism in Eukaryota, Fungi, Ascomycota, Sordariomycetes, Hypocreales, Bionectriaceae.
CCCCCGCCACAGGCACGAGCGGAGCAUCUGAGAGACCGAGACUCUCAGACCAGACCUCACGAACAUCCACCAACCUCUGACCAGAGAUCUGGCAGGACGUUGGCCACGAGUUUGCCGCUCAAGAACUAGAGACCCUGAAAAGAAGCAUCGUCGCGAUGGCGUUAAGUCGCGUUGAUGGACACGACGAGCUCUACGUAGGCGGCAUCUGGGCUAUGCGCCGCUCCGACUCGCUCGCUGAGCGGCACAUUACGCAUGUCCUGUCCAUGGUAGGGUUCAAUCAGUCCAGUCUCAAAAACUUCAAGGAUGAGCCGUGGACGCACUAUGGUCGCAACUACGAGCACCUCGUCAUCGACAUUGACGAUGUGGACGACACAGAUCUUCUGAUCGAGCUUCCCCGUGCGGUCAAGUUCAUCGAUGGCGGGUUACGAGCAGGCCAUGCUAUAGCGACCAAGGCAGCAUUGGGGUCCAAGACGAUGGAAGAGGGGCUCGAGGCUCUAGAUGUAGGGAAUUCUUCCACGGGCAAGGAGUCCGAGGCGGUACCUGGCGGUGUAUUUGUGCACUGCGCCGCAGGCAAGUCCCGCUCAGUGGCUGUUGUGAUAGCCUAUCUGCUGUGGCGGCAUCCUAACCUUUUCGACCCCAACAUUGUCGGGAGUCGAAAUAGCAAGCUUCACGACGCGCCUGCGUCAAACGAGUCGCGCUCGCGACGCCAGACGGCCAACGAGGCAGUACACGCGGCAUUGACCCAUGUACAGCGCACGAGACCCAUGGCCGAGCCCAAUGAUGGAUUCAUGAGCCAACUCGAGCUGUGGUGGGAGAUGGGCUGCCCUGUCGAGGGUGAUAUUGAGCAGCACCCACUAUACCAGCGAUGGGCGUAUCGUCGAGAAGUGGAGGAGAAUGUGGCCGUGGGUCAGGCACCGCCACGCUUACGCUUCGAGGACGAGGUGGCCGCGGGCGACAAGCCCAGCGAGCAGGGCGGUCUGAGUCUACGAUGCAAGAAAUGCCGAAAGACUCUUGCGACAGCGCCGUACAUUGCCCCACACAGGCCAGAGGGCCCCGGUGGUAGUAUAGCGCAGUGUCAACAUCACUUCAUCGAGCCGUUGGGCUGGAUGCGGAGCGAGCUCGAAAAGGGCGAGCUCAAUGGGCGACUGCAAUGCCCCACGCCACGGUGCGGUGCUGGCGUAGGCAGAUACGACUGGAAAGGGUUCAAGUGUUCGUGCGGCGCGUGGGUGACACCGGCCUUCUCGCUGCAAAAGGGCAGGGUGGAUGAUGUUGUGGUUAAGGGUCCAGCCACCGCCACGAGUGACGCGGCGCGCAAGCAAGACUUAGGGAUACGCAUGCCGCCGGGAGCUCGAGGGGUCAAUCUGUGAUGAUCAAAGCCACGGAAUUCGAAUCGAACACUUUGCCCAACUUGGCCAAAGAUGAUCAUCUCUCCUCCUCCCCCAACGUGUUUCCGCUUCGGCAAGAUUUGUGACUUAACAAGAUCGGCAUAUGUCCUGCUGCCCGGGU